AUGUGCUCCCAGACAGGGGGCUGUGGGCUGGUUCCCUCUGCAGAUGGUGUGUAUCUCCUCCACACUGAGAAUAGUGUCAUCUACCAGACCUUCUGUGACAUGACCUCUGGAGGUGGCGGCUGGACCCUGGUGGCCAGCGUGCACGAGAACAACAUGCUGGGGAAGUGCACGGUGAGCAACCGCUGGUCCACUCAGCAGGGCAGCAGGGCAGACUACCCAGAGGGGGACGGCAACUGGGCCAAUCACAACACCUUUGGGUCUCCAGAGGCAGCCACCAGCGAUGACUACAAGCUUGGUAACCCUGGCUACUAUGACAUCCAGGCAGACCUGGGCACCUGGCAUGUGCCCAACAAGUCCCCCCUGCAGCAGUGGAGGAACAGCUCCCUGCUGAGGUACCGCACCAGGAAUGGCUUCUUGGAGACUCUGGGACAUAAUCUGUUCGGCCUCUACCAGAAAUACCCAGUGAAGUAUGGUGCAGGGAAGUGUUGGACUGACAACGGCCCAGCCGUCCCUGUGAUCUACGACUUCGGUGAUGCUCAGAAAACUGCAUCUUAUUACUCACCACUUGGUCAGAGUGAGGAAUUUGUUGCAGGAUUUGUCCAGUUCAGAGUGUUUAAUAAUGGGAAAGCAGUCAAUGCCCUGUGUGCUGGGGUGAGAGUUACUGGCUGCAACACUGAGAACCACUGCAUCAGUGGAGGAGGAUUCUUCCGGGAGGGCAACCCCAGGCAGUGUGGGGAUUUCUCCUCCUUUGAUUGGAAUAGAUACGGAACUCACACUGGUUACAGCUGCAGCCGGGAGAUAACUGAGGCAGCCGUGCUCUUGUUCUACCGAUGAGAGCUCUGUAGUUGGAGACUAGGAACCUGGAUACUCCGAAGUGGAAAAGCUGCAAUGCUAACAAGGAGGA
Equus caballus (horse) is the source of this 904-nucleotide messenger RNA. Lineage: Eukaryota; Metazoa; Chordata; Mammalia; Perissodactyla; Equidae. The record is from RefSeq and is a predicted model, not a curated record.